Cuculus canorus (common cuckoo) is the source of this 5382-nucleotide messenger RNA. RefSeq names its product double C2 domain beta (gene DOC2B). Bases 2094 to 3314 code for a protein of 406 amino acids. The record is from RefSeq and is a predicted model, not a curated record. Lineage: Eukaryota; Metazoa; Chordata; Aves; Cuculiformes; Cuculidae. Gene Ontology annotation, cellular component: membrane. The transcript has 11 exons.
UUUAAAGUCUAAGCUGUCCUGGGACAGGAUCCUUUUCUGAACUCGGGGUGGAAUUGGAGUGAUGAGUCCUGCACCUCACAACCCAGCUGUCAUUAUGGGAUGCUUUUGGCACACUAGCCCAUACCCUCAUUUGAUGUGAGCAGCUGGACCACUCUGUUGCCCAUCAGAACAUGUUGUCAUGACUUGCAAGCGCCACGGAGAGGAAACACGGCAACGUGCUCUUCUCCAUCACCCUGUUCCUGUUUUGAUGCUGAUUCUGUGAUGGCCAUCUUCACCUUCUCUAAAGAACGAGCUCCCUUUCUCCAGGAGUAUUCCCUGCAGAGUGGCUCUGCUCCCUGCCAGGCAGAGCUGUCAGCCCCGCUGUCGAAAGCAGCCAGGUGAUAUUUAAAUUAUCUCCCCUCUUGCCAGGCUGGCGAGGAAGCCAGCGUUCCCCCUUUUGGCGAAAUGAAGGCUGUGUGCGUGGGUGCUGCAGUAGCUCUCAAUCGCCCUGGCAGAGCGAGGGAUCAAAUCAAGUCACAUUCCAGGGCAUUAGACAGACGGUGGGAAUUAAAAGCUUUACCUGGAAACUGGCUUUGUAUCUCCAAGCCCUGCUUUUGUCUCCCAGCCCAACUCUCUAUUUUUGUCCCUUUUACCUUCUGUGUUGUCGUGUGUCGUGUAUGCCAGUGCUUGGUGCCUGAUUGUGGCCCCAGCCACUUUCGGGGAGCUCCUGGUAAAUUUGGGGCUGUGCAGUCUGGGAGGAAACAUUCAGGCAGUGUGAGACAGUAGGAAAGUGUGGUUUAUCAAAAACAAGCUGCUUUGGGACUCAUUAAAAGCUAAGGCAAGGCUCCAGCUGCUUUCAGUAGGCUUGGGAUCAGUCAGAGACUAGAAAGUCCCAUCUGGGCUAUUAGCAGUAAGUCUUGUUUUUGUUUCUUUCAGUCUAUAAGGUCUGGGGACAAGGUCUCCCUUGGGGGCGAGUCAUGCUCUGGCAGCAGGGUGGUUUGCCUGCUUCAGCUCUGGUUUUGCUUUUCCCUCUGGUCUGCGUGUGCACCCUGCCCCUUGCAUCGUUCGUUGCUCUCUGCUUCCUUGGGUGAGCUGAGCAUCUCCCAUCCGUGCCACUGGGCCCUGAUCCUGGCUGUGGGCUGGCAGGGGUCAGGUAGCUUUCAGGUUACUGCACAACGUGGGAGGAGGCAAAGCUCAAAGCUUCAACUUAAUUUCCUGACCUAUAAAACAAUCCUGUUCUAUUAGGAUUUUGCGCUCUUUGAGGAAACAUAUGCAAUAACAAUGCUUCUGUAAUAGCAAUAAUGACUUUAGGAUCUGAAACGUAACAUAAUUUAAUUUAUUUAUUUAUUUGCCCUUUCUUAGAGGGAAUUGCUGCUAUUUUCUGGGCAUCAGGCCCAAUUUUUGCUUCAUUCUAUCUGAGUCCACACUGCAUCCCACCAAAGAUGAAGUCUGUGUGGAUGAGCACAUCCACACAGCUCCAGACCUGGAGGCAGCUCUUUGUGCCUUGCCUGACGAUCCCAACCAUCAUCUUGCCACCCACAAGGUUUUCAGCUUCGACCACACGAAUGCAAAGCAAGUGGCAUUUCAUUCCAUCUGAUUUAAUGUACUAGGAGCCCUUGGAUGUGGGAAGGGGGUUAAACUGCCUCAGGCUGGAUCUGCUCUUGGACCUUCCUGCAAGAGAGCAGUUUCUCUUUCCUGGCAGAGCAGUGCAGGUCACCUCUGCGCGAUAAGUGGGAGCUGCCUCGAAGCAAAAAUAUGGCAGAAGGGGGAAGGAGCAGCUGUACGGUCUUGUGUUCUCCCAGGUCAUUAGAGCAUCGGUGUGCAUCGUGUCAAGGUACAGAGCAAUGACAAGUUUGGAUGCUUCGGGAGAGAAAUAUUUUCUCCCUGGCGAGAAGUAAAUGAGGCAGCGCUGGCAGGAUCAGGGACUGUGCGAGAGCCAGAGCUGGCGGCAGCAGCAUGCGUGCGGCAUCUGAGGCUCAGGGCACGAGAACCACGUAAGGUGCCUGCUGGAGCCCCCCCCUCGCCUGCCUCCGCUUCCCCCGGCAGAAACUUCACGGCUCCCUCGCACGUGGUCCGGGCUUCUCUGGGGGAACUUGGCACCGACAGCCGCAUGCAUGACACUCCGAAAAGGAGAGAAAAUGACCAUAAGUAUCCAGGAGCACAUGGCUAUUGAUGUCUGCCCCGGCCCCAUCAAACCCAUCAAGCAGAUCUCGGACUACUUCCCCCGCUUCCCCCGUGGUCUCCCAGCCACCGUCGGCCGCAGCAGCACCCUGCGCUCCGCUGUCAGCCAGCCCUCCGUCAGCCCCACGAAGGCCCCACGCGAGGACGACGAGGACGUGGACCAGCUUUUCGGGGCGUAUGGCACGACACCCACCGAACAGCCAGCCAAGAGCCAAGCACCUGAGGAGGUGGUGGACCCUGAGGGCUACGAGUCCGACGACUGCACCACGCUGGGGACACUAGAUUUCAGCUUGCUGUAUGAUCAAGAAAACAACGCUCUCCACUGCACGAUCAAUAAAGCCAAGCUGCCAAAACUUGACUACAAAAAGGGCCUGAAGCCGAUGGACCAUAAUGGUUUAGCCGAUCCAUACGUCAAAUUGCACUUGCUUCCUGGAGCCAGUAAGGCGAAUAAGCUAAGAACCAAAACGCUGCGCAACACGCUGAACCCCACCUGGAAUGAGACGCUCACCUACUACGGAAUCACCGAUGAGGACAUGAUCCGCAAGACCCUGCGGAUCUCGGUCUGUGACGAGGACAAGUUCCGCCACAAUGAAUUCAUUGGGGAGACGCGGAUCCCGCUGAAGAAACUGAAACCCAACCAGACCAAAAACUUCAACAUCUGCCUGGAGAAGCAGCUGCCGAUAGAUAAAACAGAGGACAAGUCGCUGGAGGAGCGUGGCCGGAUCCUCAUCUCCCUCAAGUACAGCUCACAGAAGCAGGGGCUGCUGGUGGGCAUUAUCCGCUGCGCCCACCUGGCUGCCAUGGAUGCCAACGGCUACUCCGACCCCUACGUCAAAACUUACUUGAAACCAGAUGAGGACAAGAAAUCAAAGCACAAGACAGCAGUGAAGAAGAAGACACUGAACCCCGAGUUCAACGAGGAAUUUUGCUAUGAGAUAAAGCAUAGCGACCUGGCGAAAAAGACCUUGGAAGUCACAGUGUGGGACUACGAUAUUGGGAAAUCGAACGAUUUCAUAGGUGGAGUUGUGUUAGGAAUUAAUGCCAAAGGCGAGCGGCUGAAGCACUGGUUCGACUGCCUGAAAAACAAGGACAAGAAAAUCGAGCGCUGGCACACGCUAACGAACGAGCUGCCGGGGGCCGUCCUCAGCGACUGAGGGUGAGCACAGCUCUGCCAGCCACAGCCUUUGGACUUCUCUCGUUUACGGCUUUGGGUACAGGGGAUCGUGGUCCCAGGGCAGCCGGGAGAGUGGGACACCCCACGCUACAGCCCAGCUGCAGGGAAACCCUUCCCAGGGACCAAGGCAGUGGCGGUUCGCUCUGCUCGGCAGGUCCCGUCCCCUAAGGCUUUUCCACAAUGCCUCUUUGCACCCUGACACACUCACACACACACACUGGCAAGCAUGCGCGUGCAUGCACACAGCCAACACGCGUGUGCCCACGCGCACGGACACCACACGCCUGCAUGCACUGCAGCUCCGACUCCUCUCCUAACUCUUUGCUCUACUGAAUUACCUUCUCGCUGCCUUGCAAUUCAGUGGCAAAAAUGAAUGCGUCACUCUCUGUUCGUGUAUCCAAUAUGAGCAAAAGGCGUCACUACAACAUGGAACUGUUUUCUCAAGGCAAUUGUGCCAUAUUCCUGGUGGUUUGUCGGUCUCUGUGGUUUGGGCCUCAACAGUCUUUUAUGCAUUUAAAUCUCCUCCGUCGGAAUGAUUGUGUCCCCCGAUAACCUAGGAAGACUGCUUUUCUUCCCGAAAUGUUGUGCUCGUCCUCUCCGCUACUCCCUGUGAUGUCAGCCAGAAAGCUGAAAGGGCUGUGCAGACCAGAGCUCGCCUCUCGCGGGCCCCGGGCUGGAGCGGCUUCACCUUUGCAGAACUUGGGGGGGCAAAAGAAAAAGCUUAGCAAAGCCGCUGUGCCCCUUCCUGCAUCCCAGGACCAGCAGCGGAGCCUCGCGCUUCCCUUACAGCAGCCACUCUCCUAAUGAAACCAUGCCUUUCUGCCUGGAGCCACGCAGCCAGGCUUCAGCACAGCUAUUUUUUCCCAGCAAAGCUUUCAGGCUAUAAUUUUCUAUCGCUUUUCCCUUAAUCAUCUUUUUCCAAUUCAUGCCAUUACCUAAAACCCAACCAAGGCGAUUUACGCAGCGAGCCCAAGCUGGCGUCACGUUUGCGGCUGCUCAGCUCCAGCACAGUCAUCGUGUUGGUCCAUUUUCUGCCUCAAACAGCAUCCAAACCAAAAUUUCUGUGUAAUAAUGUAGUAAUGACCCCAGCUCUUGUCCUCUGUGACCCCCCCUGCUCAGCCUCUGCAUCCUCAUCCCAGCGGACGCCGGCUCUUGUGCAAACAGAUGGUCGCUGGUGUCCGCUGGGAUGAGCCAUCGGGUGGAAAGAGCUAAAACUUUCUGCAAAAUGCUGCACCUUACCAGAAGUUUUUGAAGCCUUUAAACCAUGAUUUCUUAGGAAGAGCGAGCUGCUAUUCCCCAUUGGUCUCAAUUACCUACAGCUUCUGAGCCCUGGAGCUGUGUGUGCGCGUGCGCACGUGCAUUACUGACUUAUUUUUUUUGGAAAACAAUCAAAUCGCUGGAAAACUCUGUUUACUUUUCAAAGUGACGAUCGUGUUACACCUUGUUUGAUAUGGGGGGAAGAUAAAAAACACAACAUUCAUAGGGUCUUUUUUAAUAACUUAAUAUUUGUAAUGCAUUCUACAGAUAUGCAUGGAUUUUAUUUGAGUACUGGCAGCGAGUCAAGUAGGAUGUUCCCGAUAAUCCUCUCUGUCACUGGGCCAGCACCUUAAAACCUGGUUUGGGUUUGAGCUUCCAGGAGAGCUACAGGAGUGCCAGGUUGGCUGUGCCUCCCUUUUCUUGCAAAGUUAACUUUCAAUCCAUCAUUUGUUUCAGCACAUAUUGCCAGAAAACUGGCUUAUGCCUGAGGUGGAGUAGGACACGAUGUGUGCGUGUGUGUGGGUUCCUUCACUUUGUAUCCCGGUCUUUUCUAAGCGGAUGGUCCGUUUGUCCGUCCCAGCUGCAUGCAGAGUGGUGGUUGUCAUGCCAGGCCUCGUGAAAUGUUUGAUACCGAUGUUUUGCUACCACGUGAAGGCUGCAGAAACUGUCCUUACCUGCAUCCUAACAGACUUUUGUAUUUCAGUAUUAUCUAUCUGUGUACUUUUUGUCAGAUUUGUUAAUAUUUAUAACGAGAACCCAAAAUAAAAAGGGAAAUAAAAAAAAAAAAAAGG